AUGGAACGGAUGUUUUGCACACAUUGGUAUGCGGAAACGCUGAAAACUGAUAAUGGUGCAAAUUUCGUGUCCAAAGAAUUUGAAGCAUAUUUGUCUGAUCAUGAUAUUGAGCAUAAAAGAACGACUCCAUUGUGGCCUCAAGCCAACGGAGAAGUGGAAAGAAAAAAUCGUACUUUGCUGAAAGUCAUGCAGAUUGCACCAGCGGAGAAAAAGAAUUGGAAACUAGAACUUCAUCAAUUCUUACUAGCAUACAGAUCAACUCCUCACAGUACAACAGGAGUAAGUCCAUCAGAGUUGAUGUAUGGAGGAAAUAUUCGUACUAAAAUGCCACAACUGAAGUUGAACUAUUCAAAUGUUGAUUUACAGGUAGAAGAUCGUGAUCGGGAAAAUAAACAGAACAGGAAAGAUUAUGUGGAUACUAGAAGAGGAGCUCGUAACAGUGAAAUCUCGCCAGGAGAUACCGUUUUGCUUAAACAGAAAUGGGAAAACAAACUUUCAACACAAUUUGCAAAUAUUCCUUUCAAGGUAAUUGAUAAAUGUGGUAACCAGAUCACUGUAAGGUCACCACAGGAGGAGUACAAUACAAACGCAAUGUUUCACAUGUUCACAAAUAUUGUGGAGAUCCAAAUUUCGCUCAACAGGAGGAGCAGCCCCAGGUCUACAUUCCAGGUUACAGUGAUGAGGGAAACGAGGUUUCGAUUAACGAGCCAAAUGGGAAAGACAAUUCAGUUGAUGUGA
Messenger RNA from Gigantopelta aegis, 738 nucleotides. RefSeq lists its product as uncharacterized. The transcript has a single exon. The record is from RefSeq and is a predicted model, not a curated record. Lineage: Eukaryota; Metazoa; Mollusca; Gastropoda; Neomphalida; Peltospiridae. Gene Ontology annotation, biological process: DNA integration. Bases 1 to 738 code for a protein of 245 amino acids. Gene Ontology annotation, molecular function: nucleic acid binding.